AUGAGCACCAACAGCUCCGUGGUGACCGAGUUCAUCCUUGUGGGCUUCUCCCAUCUGGCCAACCUGCAGGGCUGGCUCUUCACAUUCUUCCUUGCCGUCUAUCUGCUCACCGUGGCAGGCAACCUCCUCAUAGUGCUGCUGGUCUCCACGGAUUCUGCUCUCCAGUCCCCCAUGUACUUCUUCCUGCGCAUGCUGUCGGCCCUGGAGAUCAGCUACACAUCUGUCACCAUGCCCCUGUUGCUGCACCACCUCCUCACAGGCCAGCGCCGCAUACCUCGCUCAGGCUGUGCUCUCCAGAUGUUCUUUUUCCUUUUCUUCGGUGCCACAGAGUGUUGCCUCCUGGCUGCCAUGGCCUAUGACCGCUAUGCAGCCAUCUGCAAACCCCUUCGCUACACACUUCUGCUGAGUCCCCGGGUGUGCCUGCAGCUAGCAGGGCUGGCAUGGGCCUGUGGGGCAAUGGUGGGCCUGGGCCACACCUCCUUCAUCUUCUCCCUGCCCUUCUGUGGCCCCAAUGCCAUCCCACACUUCUUUUGUGAGAUCCAGCCCAUCCUGCAGCUGGUAUGUGGAGACACCUCACUCAAUGAGCUGCAGAUUAUCCUAGCUGCUGCCCUCAUCAUCCUCUGUCCCUUCGGCCUCAUCCUGGGCUCCUAUGGGCAUAUCCUGGCCACGAUUUUCCGGAUGCCGUCUGUUGCUGGCCGCCGCAAGGCCUUCUCCACCUGCUCCUCUCACCUGCUGGUGGUCUCCCUCUUCUAUGGCACGGCCAUCUUCAUUUACAUCCGCCCUAAGGCCAGUUAUAAUCCAGCCACUGACCCUGUGCUGUCUCUCUUCUAUGCUGUGGUCACCCCCAUCCUUAAUCCCAUCAUCUAUAGCCUGCGGAAUGCGGAUGUCAAGGCUGCCCUGAGGCGAACAUUCCAGAAAAUGAAGCCUGCGGACACUUGA
This is a messenger RNA of Canis lupus familiaris (dog), 939 nucleotides long. RefSeq names its product olfactory receptor family 10 subfamily C member 1 (gene OR10C1). Bases 1 to 939 code for a protein of 312 amino acids. The transcript has a single exon. Gene Ontology annotation, molecular function: olfactory receptor activity; G protein-coupled receptor activity. Gene Ontology annotation, cellular component: membrane. The record is from RefSeq and is marked inferred. Gene Ontology annotation, biological process: G protein-coupled receptor signaling pathway. Lineage: Eukaryota; Metazoa; Chordata; Mammalia; Carnivora; Canidae.